Messenger RNA from Rosa rugosa (rugosa rose), 3430 nucleotides. RefSeq lists its product as uncharacterized. The coding region runs from base 136 to 3180 and encodes 1014 amino acids. Gene Ontology annotation, molecular function: protein binding. The transcript is spliced from 5 exons. NCBI's taxonomy places the organism in Eukaryota, Viridiplantae, Streptophyta, Magnoliopsida, Rosales, Rosaceae. The record is from RefSeq and is a predicted model, not a curated record.
UGAUAUUUCCAUUUUCAAGUCUUGUUGCUUUUACACUUCCCAACGAAGCCGAGCACUUCUUCAAAUUCUUCCUCCUCACAUAGCUCUCCGAUCUAACCAGUAAUACCCUAGCUUUGAAACGACGGCGAUUCAACUAUGAAGAUAACGGAGCUACAACGGCACCGUGAUCCACCAGACAGACCCCAGAAACAAUACGAUGAAGAAGAAGCAGACCUAGGGCACGACACUGUUCAUCAGAGACCCUAUCUUUUGCAGUUGCCAAACCGCAGAAUAGUCGACAUCCACUGCAGAAUCCCAAUCAAGACACUCAUCAAAUGCAGGCGCGUAUGCAAGUCUUGGCGAUCUUUGUUCUCACAUCCUCGAUUCACCAAAGACCUACUUGCCAGAACACCCACUUGCUAUUUGGUGAUGGCUUCGGGUAGGUACUUCUUGCUUGACUUCAAUGAUACUUCGACCCCGAACGGCGUCGCAGCACUGAAAACAACAUUUCUUAGAAGCAGCGACGACUUUGUGGGAUCAUGCAAUGGCUUCCUCUGUUUAUACAAGAAGCAGCUAAACCGUCAGGGUUUUUUCAUAUCCAAUCCCAUCACCGGUGAGUGUUUACCUCUUCCGAAACCGAUGAAGCAAGAUGAUCCUCCCCCCAUUUCUUGUGGGCCUUCUGCUGAUGCCAUCACUAAUAACAUAUUGGCUUUUCUAGAAUCCACUCGUCCAAAGUCUGUUAAGGAAAUUGUGUAUCAAUCUUGUUGUGCAUUUGGGUUUGGGUUUAGUCCCAUCAGUGGUGUCUACAAAGUAGUUCUCUUUACUUCUUCAAGGUUAAUGGAAGCUUCAUCUCCGCGUGAGUUUGUGCUUAGAAGUGGACCUCCGAAGGUGAUGGUUCUGACUGUGGGUGCUGGGAGUUGGAGACAUAUUGGGGACUCUGUUAUGUGCAAUUUUGACCAUCAGUCAGGAAUUUAUCUUAAUGGCUGUCUUCAUUGGAUAGGUCUACCCACUCAGGGUGCUCGUUUUAUAUAUGCGUUUGACAUUGAAAGUGAGUGCUUCCAACAGAUACAUCUACCUCCUUUUACUUUAGAUAACGAGAUAACUAAAUGUAACCUUGGAGUUGUGAACGGGUGCCUCUCUAUAACUGUUCCUUCAAGUUAUAAUUUCACUGUUUGGGUGAUGAAGGAUCAUGGUGUUAAGGAUCCUUGGACAAAAGAGCUUGAUAUUAAAGUGGAUUUGCAUUUAGGGUGUGGUUCUUCUACUCAAGUUUUGAAUUCUUUAAAGGAACGGCAAGUAUUGUUGUUACAGAACAGGUUGCAGGCUCAUAUUCCUGGAAGAAGAGGCUUUGUGGGGGUUGAGGUUGAUGGGAUACCAUCUUCGAUUGACGCUUCAUAUCUCUACGUUCCAAGCUUCGUUUCACUUAAAGAUGUCUUUGGGGGUCAUAACUUGAAGGAGAAAAGAGGACCCAAGAAGGCACAAACAACACAUAAUGACAAAGAAGAAGCAGAGCAAUUGCACAGCAUUGAUAAGACACCCUACCUUCUGCAAUUGCCAAACCGCGUCAUAGUUGACAUCCACUGUAAAAUCCCAAUCAAGACACUCAUCAAAUGCAGGCGAGUAUGCAAGUCUUGGCGAUCUUUGUUCUCAGAUCCUCGAUUCACCAAAGACCUAUUUGCCAGAACACCCGCUUGCCAUUUGGUGAUAGCUUCGUGUAGGUACUUCUUGCUCGACUUCAACGAUGCUUCGAGCCCAAACGGUGUGGCAGCACUGAAAACGACAUUUCAUAGAAGCAGCGAAGACAUUGUGGGAUCAUGUAAUGGCUUCCUCUGCUUGUACAAGAAGGAGCUAAAUUGUCACGGAUUUUACAUAUCCAAUCCCAUUACAUGUGAGUCUUUACCUCUUCCAAAACCUAUCAAGCAAGAUGAUCCUCCUCCCAUUUCUUGUGGGCCUUCUGCUGAUGCCAUCACUAAUAACAUAUUGGCUUUUCUAGAAUCCACUCGUCCAAAGUCUGUUAAGGAAAUUGUGUAUCAAUCUUGUUGUGCAUUUGGGUUUGGGUUUAGUCCCAUCAGUGGUGUCUACAAAGUAGUUCUCUUUACUUCUUCAAGGCUCAUAGAAGCUUCAUCUCCGCGUGAGUUUGUGCUUAGAAGUGGACCUCCGAAGGUGAUGGUUCUGACUGUUGGCUCUGCGAGUUGGAGACAUAUUGGGGACUCUGUUAUGUGCAAUUUUGAUCAUCAGUCAGGAAUUUAUCUUAAUGGAUGUCUUCAUUGGAUAGGUCUACCCACUCAGGGUUCUCGUUUUAUAUAUGCGUUUGACAUUGAAAGUGAGUGUUUCCAACAGAUACAUCUACCUCCUUUUAUUUUGGAUAACAAGAUAACUAAAUGUAACCUUGGAGUUGUGAACGGGUGCCUCUCUAUAACUGUUCCUUCAAGUUAUAAUUUCACAGUUUGGGUGAAGAAGGAUCAUGAUGUUAAGAAGCCUUGGACUAAAGAGCUUGAUAUUAAAGUGGAUUUGCAUUUAGGGUGUGGUUCUUCAACUCAAGUUCUGAAUUCUUCAAAGGAACGGAAAGUCUUGUUGUUACAGAAUAGGUUGCAGGCUCAUAUUCCUGGAAGAAGGGGCUUUGUGGGGGUUGAGGUUGAUGGGAUACCAUCUUUGAUUGACGCAUCAUAUCUCUACGUUCCAAGCUUUGUUUCACUUAAAGAUGUCUUUGGGGGUCAAAACUUGAAGUUUGGUAGAUCUGAAGAAUCGAGUGUUAGAGAAGCUGGUGAGUUGCAACAACCUGCACCAAAUGAGACAAAGCUCAGAAGGACCUGCAAUUUAAAAGACCAAUCUGUCAAAAGUCAAAGAGGGCCAGGUAAUGUGAAAGCUAAUGCAGCGGAUUAUGGGAAUGCUGAAGCAGCACAGCGGAAUCUUCUAUAUAAAGCUAAUGGAUUAAAUCAAGGGAAUGUGCAAUCUAAAGCUGCAGUAGUUGAACACAAACAACAGGACAUGAGAGCACCGAAGAAGGCAAAAACCACAGAUAGGGCUCAACCAAUAGAAGCCUCUGCCUCCCAAAUAGUGCCGAUAUCACCAUCAUCAUCCCAGUCCACACAGCCAUCUGUUUCGCUGCCAUUAACUGGAAAUCAGUUCAUUCAUCCCACAACUGUUCUAAAGAUGAAGACCAAGCCCCCUUCAAAGAGCAAGAGAGCUCCAGAAAAGAAGUAACUGUGACUAUACUAUGGCUUUUUUGGUUACAAUCAGUUUUCUGAAAGCUUUGGACUUUCCUUUGGUACAGUUUGUAACUGAUCAGUUGUUUUAGAAUGUGAUAACUGAUUCAAGCGUUUUGAAACUUUGCAACGGUACCAAUUGUUUUGGCACUUCAUCAUUUGAAACUGAUCAGUGGGCAGUUGGCAUUUUGUUAUCUUGCAAGCUUGGGACUCGCUUAAAUUAUAACUUACUUGAUCACCUUUGGUUU